CGAUUAUAUCCUGUUGCGACGCCCUGGGCCUGACGGGUUGGCUGGGGUCCGCUGGGGUUGACGGUAGGGGGAUCUGUGUUGGCAGACGAUGUGGGGCAGCGAACGCCUGGCGGGUGCCGGGGGAGGUGGAGCGGCGGUGACUGUGGCCUUCACCAACGCUCGCGACUGCUUCCUGCACUUGCCCCGGCGUCUCGUGUCCCAGCUGCACCUGCUGCAGAAUCAAGCUAUAGAAGUAACCUGGGGUCACCAGCCUGCAUUCUUGAGCUGGGUGGAAGGCAGGCAUUUUAGCGAUCAAGGUGAAAAUGUGGCUGAAAUUAACAGACAAAUUGGUCAGAAACUUGGACUCUCAAAUGGGGAACAGGUGUUUCUCAAGCCAUGUUCCCAUGUGGUGUCUUGUGAACAAGUUGAGGUGGAACCUCUCUCAGCAGAUGAUUGGGAGAUACUGGAGCUGCAUGCUGCUUCCCUUGAACAGCAUCUUUUAGAUCAAAUUCGAAUAGUUUUUCCAAAAGCCAUUUUUCCUGUUUGGGUUGAUCAACAAACUUACAUAUUUAUCCAGAUUGUUGCGCUAAUACCAGCUGCUACUUAUGGAAGGCUGGAAACUGACACAAAACUCCUUAUUCAGCCAAAGACCCGCCAAGCCAAAGAGAAUACAAUUUCAAAAGCAGAUGAUGCACAUGGAACAUUUCAUAAUUAUGAAAGAUACCAAAAAGGAUUGAUAAAAGAACUCCAAACCAAGCAACUUCAGUCACACACUACAAGAGUCACUGGGUCUAAUGAAACAGAUUCAGAGGACACAACUGACCCACCAUCAAGCUUAUGGAGUAUGAUAGGAAGCAUUUUUUCUUUUGGGUCUGAGAAGAAACAAGAGACAUCAUGGGGUAUAACUGAAAUCAAUGCAUUCAAAAAGAUCCAGUCAGAAGUUGUUCCUGUAGACAAUAUUUUCAGAGUAUGCAAAUCUCAGCCUCCCAGUGUAUAUAACUCAUCAGCAACUUCUGUGUUUCACAAACACUAUGCCAUUCAUGUAUUUCCAUGGGACCAGGAAUAUUUUGAUGUGGAGCCCAGCUUUACUGUGACCUAUGGAAAGCUCGUUAAGCUACUUUCUCCAAAACAACAGCAGAGCAAAACAAAGCAGAAUGUCAUGUCACCUGAAAAAGAAAAGCAGAUGUCAGAACCAGUUGAUCAAAAACAAAUUAGCCCAGACCGUAGUCAAGAAGCUGGUAAGGACUGUGUACUAAAGGUCGUCUGGAAUGGACUUGAGGAAUUGAAGAAUGCCACAAAAUACACCAGAAAUGUAGAAGCUCUCCAUCUUCGGAAAGUCUGGAUUCCAGAUGACCUGAGAAAGAGACUAAAUAUAGAAAUGCAUGCAGUAGUCAGAAUAACUCCAGUGGAAAUUACCCCUAAAAUUCCAAGAUCUCUAAAAUUACAACCGAGAGAAAACUUACCUACAGAUAUAUGUGAAGAAGACAUAAAAACUGUGUUCUAUUCAUGGCUACAGCAAUCUACUACAACCACAUUUCCUUUGAUAAUAUCAGAGAAAGAAUAUAUUAAGCUGGGAAUUAAAGAUGGGUUGAAGGAGUUUUCUCUGAAUAUAGUUCAUUCUUGGGAAAAAGAAAAAGAAGAAAAUAUUUUUCUGUUGAGUACCAAUCUGCUGCAGAAGAUCACAAUACAAGUCCUUCUAGAUCCUAUGGUAAAAGAAGAAAACAGUGAGGAAAUUGACUUUAUUCUUCCUUUUUUAAAGCUGAACUGCUUGGGAGGAGUAAAUUCCUUAGCUGUAUCCUCCAUGGAGCACAUCACUCAUAGCCUCCUGGGACGCCCUUUGUCUCGGCAGCUAAUGUCCCUUGUGGCAGGACUUAGGAAUGGAGCCCUUUUACUCACAGGAGGAAAGGGGAGUGGAAAGUCAACAUUAGCCAAAGCAAUCUGUAAAGAAGCAUUUGAUGCAUUGGAUGCCCAUGUGGAGAUAGUUGACUGUAAAGCUUUACGAGGGAAAAGGCUUGAAAAUAUACAAAAAACCCUAGAGGCAGCUUUCUCAGAGGCGGCAUGGAGGCAGCCUUCUGUUGUUCUGCUGGAUGACCUCGAUCUUGUUGUCGGCCUGCCUGCACCCCCGGAGCACGAGCGUGGUCCUGAGGCCAUGCAGAGCCAGCGGCUGGCACAUGCUUUGAAUGAUAUGAUGAAAGAGUUUGUUUCCAUGGGAAGUUUGGUUGCACUGAUUGCCACAAGCCAGUCUCAACAUUCUCUACAUCCUUUACUUGUUUCUGCUCAAGGAAUUCACAUAUUUCAGUGUGUCCAACAUAUUCAACCUCCUGAUCAGGAACAAAGACGUGAAAUUCUGCAUAAUGUGAUAAAAAAUAAACUGGAAUGUGAUAUAAACAAGUUCACUGAUCUUGACCUGCAACGUAUAGCUAAAGAAACUGAAGGGUUUGUGGCUAGAGAUUUUACAGUGCUUGUGGAUCGAGCCAUACAUUCUCGUUUGUCUCAUCAGAGUAUAUCCACCAGGGAAGAAUUAGUUUUAACAACACUGGACUUCCAAAAGGCUCUCCAAGGAUUUAUUCCUGCAUCUCUGCGAAAUGUCAACCUGCAUAAACCUAGAGAUUUAGGCUGGGAUAAGAUUGGUGGAUUACAUGAAGUUCGGCAGAUACUCAUGGAUACUAUCCAGUUACCAGCCAAGUACCCAGAAUUAUUUGCAAACUUGCCCAUACGACAGAGAACAGGAGUAUUAUUGUAUGGUCCUCCUGGAACAGGAAAAACCUUACUAGCUGGAGUAAUUGCACGAGAGAGCGGAAUGAAUUUUAUUAGUGUCAAGGGGCCAGAGUUACUCAGCAAAUAUAUUGGAGCAAGUGAACAAGCUGUUCGGGAUAUUUUUAUUAGAGCACAGGCUGCAAAGCCCUGCAUUCUGUUCUUCGAUGAAUUUGAAUCCAUCGCUCCUCGCCGAGGCCAUGAUAAUACAGGAGUCACCGAUCGUGUGGUUAACCAGUUGCUGACUCAGCUGGAUGGAGUAGAAGGCUUACAGGGUGUUUAUGUAUUGGCUGCUACUAGUCGCCCUGACUUGAUUGACCCUGCCCUGCUUAGGCCUGGCCGACUAGAUAAAUGUGUAUACUGCUCUCCUCCUGAUCAGGUGUCACGUCUUGAAAUUUUAAACGUUCUCAGUGACUCUCUGCCACUGGCGGAUGAUGUGGACCUUCAGCAUGUGGCCUCAGUAACUGAGUCUUUCACAGGAGCCGACCUGAAAGCUUUACUUUACAAUGCGCAGUUAGAGGCCUUACAUGGAAGGCUGCUGUCAUGUGGACUCCAAGAUGGAAGUUCCAGUUCUGACAGUGACCUAAGCCUGUCUUCAAUGGUUUUCCUUAACCACAGCAGUGGCUCUGAUGACUCAGCGGGAGAUGGAGAAUGUGGCUUAGAGCAGUCCCUUGUUUCUCUAGAAAUGUCUGAGAUGCUUCCAGAUGAAUCAAAAUUCAAUAUAUAUCGGCUCUACUUUGGAAGCUCUUAUGAAUCAGAACUUGGAAAUGGAACCUCUUCUGAUUUGAGUUCACAUUGCCUGUCUGCCCCAAGCUCUGUGACUCAGGAUUUUCCUGGAGUUCCAGGGAAAGAUCAAUCGUUUUCACAACUGCCAGUGUUCAGAACUGCUUCACAAGAAGGUUACCAAGAACUUACACAGGAACAAAGGGAUCAACUGAGAGCAGAUAUCAGUAUCAUCAAAAGCAGAUACCGGAGCCAAAGUGGAGAGGAUGACUCUCUUAACCAACCAGGACCGGUCAAAACCAGUCUGGCUAUUAGUCAGUUGCAUUUACUGUCUGCACUCAGCCACACAAAACCCUCCAUUAGUGAAGAUGACUGGAAGAAUUUUGCUGAGCUGUAUGAAAGCUUUCAAAAUCCAAAGAAGAGGAAAAAUCAAAGUGGAAUAAUGUUUCGACCUGGACAGAAAGUAACUCUAGCAUAAACUACACUUCUGAUUUUUUUUUUCUUUUUGGUGAUUUGUCCCUAUGUUGUAACAGUAAAAAUGGUGUCUAUGUAAACUUAUUUUUAAUUUAAUAAAUUAAUCUAUAAAAAUCACAGAUUGAUAAACGUAUGGUUAUAUAAUUAUCAGAAUUACUUGAGAUUAAUACUGUAUAAUACAUUGGGAUAUUUAUAACAGAUUCUGUAUCUUCUUUCCUAUAAAUCUAUAUUAAAUCCUUAAUGAAAUAAUAUCAGCCAAAUGAUGUAACUGAUUUUUUUUCUCCUUUGAAGCAAAGAUAAUAGAGAAUGUAAUUAAAUACAUUUCUUACAACUCACUGAAAGUUGCAGAUUCAACAUCUUUCUUGCAUUUGACAAAUUUUAUGCUUACCAACUACUUCACUAUUUUGGAAAUAAAAUAUCCUGUUAGUUACUGA
Hipposideros armiger (great roundleaf bat) is the source of this 4364-nucleotide messenger RNA. It is a transcript of the gene PEX1, whose product is annotated as peroxisomal biogenesis factor 1. Gene Ontology annotation, molecular function: ATP binding; ATP hydrolysis activity. Bases 89 to 3934 code for a protein of 1281 amino acids. The record is from RefSeq and is a predicted model, not a curated record. Gene Ontology annotation, biological process: protein import into peroxisome matrix. The transcript has 24 exons. Gene Ontology annotation, cellular component: peroxisome; cytosol; peroxisomal membrane. NCBI's taxonomy places the organism in Eukaryota, Metazoa, Chordata, Mammalia, Chiroptera, Hipposideridae.